Molecule: messenger RNA, 2386 nt
Organism: Salarias fasciatus (jewelled blenny)
Lineage: Eukaryota; Metazoa; Chordata; Actinopteri; Blenniiformes; Blenniidae
Gene: rpa1
Product: replication protein A1
Exons: 17
Coding region: 106-1911 (601 amino acids)
Biological process (GO): DNA replication; DNA repair; DNA recombination
Cellular component (GO): nucleus
Molecular function (GO): DNA binding
Source: RefSeq, a predicted model, not a curated record
CUCGAACACAAUCUGCAAGACUUCUGUCAGAGCAGCAGGCUGAGUUAGUGCGGCGAGCAAUUCUGUAAAGUUGUCUUUUUGUCGCUAAAUCACUUCUUCGCAGCCAUGACAAAACUGUCAGAAGGCGCCAUUGAGGCCCUGUCUAAUGGCGUCACCUGCAACGAGCCUGUGCUCCAGCUGGUGCACAUUCGCAAGAUUGAUGGAGGAAACGGUCCGGCUCGCUAUCGGGUGCUGAUGAGCGAUGGACGACACACCAUGUCAUCCUUCAUGCUCUCCACGCAGCUGAACUGCAUGGCGGAGGACAACAGGCUGUCGCCAAACUGCGUGUGCGUCCUGAGGAGGCACGUGACCAACAUCCUGAAGGAUGGACGACGAGUGGUGAUCAUUUUGGAGCUGGAUGUUCUGAAGCACGCUGAAGAGGUUGCUGGUAAAAUAGGCGAUCCCACACCUUACACUGAAGGUCAGAGUAAAGGCCCUCAGACAGCAGCUCCGGCCCCUGAAGUCCGAGCUCCACUGCAGCCGCAGAACAGAAACGAGGUGAACAGAGGCUUCAACAGAGACUUUGGGAAGAAGGCGCCGUCCGCCAUGCCCAGCACCCCGGGGGGAGGCUCCAAAGUGGUGCCCAUCGCCAGCCUCAACCCGUACCAGUCCAAGUGGACGGUUCGAGCCCGCAUCAUCAACAAGAGCAGCAUCCGCACCUGGAGCAAUACCCGAGGCGACGGCAAGCUCUUCUCCAUGGAGAUGGUGGACGAGAGCGGGGAAAUCCGAGUGACGGGAUUCAACCAGGAGGUGGACAAGUUCUACAGCCUGGUGGAGGUUGGCAAGGUCUACUACGUGUCCAAAGCCUCCCUGAAGAUCGCCAACAAGCAGUACACCUCCGUCAAGAACGACUACGAGAUGACGCUCAACGGGGAGUCCACCAUCAUCCCCUGCGACGACGGCGGCGACGUUCCCAUGGUGCAGUGCGAGUUCGUCACCAUCGCCGACCUGGAGAGCAGAGACAAGGACGCCAUCGUGGAUGUGAUCGGAGUGUGCAAGAGCGUGGACGAGGUGACCCGGCUGACCACCAAGGCCAACCGCGAGGUGUCCAAGAGGACGCUGAACCUGAUGGACAUGUCGGGGAAGGUGGUGACCGUCACGCUGUGGGGGGAGGAGGCGGAGAAGUUCGACGGCUCCGGGCAGCCCAUCGUGGCCAUCAAGGCGGCCAAGCUGUCGGACUUCGGGGGCCGCUCGCUGUCGGCGUCCUUCAGCAGCACCUUGAUGAUCAACCCGGACAUCCCCGAGGCCUACAAGCUGCGAGGCUGGUACGAUAAGGAGGGCCACGCUGUGGACGGCCAGUCCCUCACCGAGUUGAGAGGCAGCGGCGGCGGCGGGAACACCAACUGGAAGACUCUGACCGACGUCAAGACGGAGCAUCUGGGACACGGGGAGAAGGCGGACUACUACAGCUGCAUCGCCACCAUCGUGUACCUGCGCAAGGAGAACUGUCUGUACCAGGCCUGCCCGAGCCAGGACUGCAACAAGAAGGUGGUGGACCAGCAGAACGGCAUGUUCCGCUGCGAGAAGUGCGACCGCGAGUUCCCCAACUUCAAGUACCGCCUCAUCCUGUCUGCCAACAUCGCCGACAGCGGGGACAACCAGUGGGUGACGUGCUUCCAGGAGAGCGCCGAGGCCAUCCUGGGGCAGAACGCCGCGUACCUGGGGCAGCUCAAGGACUCGAACGAGAGCGCCUUCGACGAGGUCUUCCAGAAUGCCAACUUCAACACCUUCGUCUUCCGCAACCGAGUGAAGCUGGAGAUGUACAACGACGAGUCCAGGAUUAAGGCCACGGUGGUGGACGUGAAGCCGGUGGACCAUAAGGACUACAUCAAGAGGCUGAUCAUGAACAUCCGCAAGCUGGCGGCCCAGUAGGGCCACCUGUGUGUCCAGCCACCACUCAGUUCUACGUGGAACACAGAGCCGUCGUAGUCUUUCUUUUCCUUCCUCUUCUCCUCUGACUCAGUCCCGACGGAUGUGUGAUGAAGUGACGCUCACCCCGGCUGAGCGGAGGAAUGUUUGCUGAUCUGAUUCUUCUGAGGAGGCCGGCUCGGAGACGCUUUCUUUUCGUGGCUUACUGACCCACUCUCUCCUGUCUGAGGCCGGCCAGCUGUUUGAGUGUGUGUGUGCGUGUGUGCGUGCGCGAGGCCGACUGCCGCGCUCUCAGAACGGCUGGGCUGGACCUGCACGUCCCCGACAAGACCUGGUUCCUCCCUCUGUCACGUGCACGGUGCAGACCUGAUGGAAGACGUUCUGAAUCCUAUUUAAGUAGAUUUAAGGUGAUUGUGUUUCAUAGGUUUGUUUUUUGUUGUUUUUGUGUGUAUGUGAUGAUCGGCCAAGACAAUAAAAG